AUGACGCGCCCAGCAUUAUUCACGACGGCCCUGGGCCUGCUGCUCCUGCUGCAGCUGCUGGGCUUCGCGACAGCGGCGUCCAAACCGAAGCUGAAGUUCUGCACCAAGGACAAGGCCGUCGCCAAGUGCGUCUCGGCCGUCAACAAGCACGUCAAGACGACCAUUGUGUCCAAGUACUGCUCCUCCGUCCUGCAGUGCCCGCCCGAUAGCACGACGACGCUCAAAGGCACGGUUACAACGACGAGGACCAAGACGAAGAACGGCGGCGCCGUUCCAUGGACCGAGGCGACCAUAGUUUCGACGACUACGUGGACGUUCGACUACACCGAAACCACUUACACGGCCAUUGCGACGUCAACCGAGAGGCCGACGUGGACCGUAGAGAAAUUCGAAGUAACCACACUGGCACUCAACAAGAGGGAACCCAAAAAGCACCAUGACCCCAACCCGAAGAACAAAAUGUUCCCUCUCAGAGUCAGGGCGUCGUGCGACGAGGCGGUCCAGGAGAAGGCGUGCGCGUGUCUUCACACCUGCCCCCCCGUCGUCACGAAAGACGAACGGAAGACCGUCAAAACGGUGGAGAAGGAGUUUGUCUAUACUUAUUCGACGGUAUACGAACCAUAUACAGAGACAGAGUAUGCGCCGAUCUACCACACAGAAGUCAUAUCUUAUACUGACACCGAAGUGGCCGAGAUCUUCGCGACGAACACAAGGACGGCGACAUGCACGCCUUCGGUGUCGAACCCCUCGUUCUACCUGUCGGCCACCAUGACGUCGUACCCGUCCAACCUCCCGACACCGCUCCCGACACCGCUCCCGUACUACCAGAAGUACAUGCGCAUCGUGCCGAACUUUGAGUUUUUCAGUGAGGCGGGCGCGCUCUUCUGGCCGCGGUACGUCGCGCCCAAGGCCGAAGCCGGCAUCUUCAGCCUCGACAGCCAGGGCCGCCUCAUGUCGGAGACGUCGUACGGUGUGCACUACUUGUCGACGGACCCAUAUGGCGACUUCCAGCUCGUAGAGUUCCUGCCCGAGCCCUUCGUCGACCUGCGCAAGUGGUACUACAUCUACUGCAACAUGAUCCCGCCGUCCGGGCAGUUCGCUGGGGGUUACAAGGAGCUCAACUGUAGCGGCGCCUUCUUCCAAGUCGACACGUUCCAGUACUGCCCCCUAUACGACGAAUACUUCGACACCGGCUCAGUGAUCGGGUCCGAUAUGUCCGACACGUCGCCGGACUGCUUCCCGAUGACGUUCUUGGUCGUGCCGAUGUGUACCUGA
This is a messenger RNA of Colletotrichum destructivum, 1275 nucleotides long. RefSeq lists its product as uncharacterized. The record is from RefSeq and is a predicted model, not a curated record. NCBI's taxonomy places the organism in Eukaryota, Fungi, Ascomycota, Sordariomycetes, Glomerellales, Glomerellaceae. Bases 1 to 1275 code for a protein of 424 amino acids. The transcript has 6 exons.